GGGCGUCGUCGUGUUCAUUAAAUAAUGUAGAGAACUUUGCCAACUUUGAACUUCUUCACAUUCCAUUACACUCAUAGAAUGUUAUCAGUCAAAGCAGUACUUGCCAGAUCCGGUGUGAAACCUCUAUCUGGACCAUUUGUGAAACCUAUCCAGGCUCGAUUCAUGUCGACCGAGGAUCCGGAUAGUUUUAGACCGUAUCCCUUCAUAGGGAUUUGCGCUGAUGAUAAGCAGCGAUUGAAGAUAGAAAAUCAGAUCAAUUCCUGCUGGAAGCCAGAUUUUCCCGUGAAAGCACCGAAAUUAAUCACUCGCGAAGAGUUUGACCUGGAUCCACCAACAUGGAAGACUCCUGAGGGCGAACCAAGCUUCAACAUCAAUAACUUCUACAAUAACCUUCAUACCCGCGUUUUAGGAAGAAAUCUGCUAUACUCACACGAGUUAAACAGUACCCAGAGUAUCUUAAAGGAGAACUUUGCCGGCUUCCAGUCCGGACUUCUCUGCGUAGCCGACCGCCAAACGAACGGUCACGGCCGAACCAACAACAAAUGGAACUCUCCCUACGGGUGUCUGAUGUUCAGUUUCAAGACCUACAUCGAGAAUCAGCGCGACUUGCCUCUCCUUCAGUAUCUCGCCACGCUCGUGAUGUGCAGCUCUCUAGAAGCUGUGUACGAUACGGGCGACAUGAACAUCGGCAUCAAGUGGCCGAACGAUAUUUACUACGACGGGCGGCUGAAAGUGGGCGGCGUGAUUUGCCAGUCUGCGUACACUGGAAAAAUGUGGGAUGUGACGAUCGGAAUCGGAAUUAACAUUUCGAACAAGCAGCCCACGACGUGUAUGGAUGAGAUCGCAUCGAAGCUGGAGAAGCGAGAAGUGUUUUUAGGGCGAUCGACCGUUCUGGCUUCAUUUUGUAACCAGUUCGUGGAGGCGAUUCGGACGUUCCGUAUGUAUGGGUUCGAACCGUUCAUGAACGAUUACUUGGAUACUUGGCUGCACAAUGAGGAGGUUGUGACGGUGGAGUCGGAUCUCGAUCCCGAGGAUAAGUGCAAAGCUGUGAUUACCGGGAUCAGUCCAUUGAGCGGAAUGCUGUUGGCGAAGAAGGAGGAUGGAAGCGUAUUAGAGCUAUAUCCAGACACGCAUUCCAUGAAUUUGAUGGACAAGUUGAUUUAUAAGAAAAAACUCAAUUUGUGUGUUUGUUGGAAUUAA
Blastocystis hominis is the source of this 1200-nucleotide messenger RNA. RefSeq names its product Biotin-acetyl-CoA-carboxylase ligase. Gene Ontology annotation, biological process: protein modification process. The record is from RefSeq and is a predicted model, not a curated record. Gene Ontology annotation, molecular function: biotin--[biotin carboxyl-carrier protein] ligase activity. The coding region runs from base 79 to 1200 and encodes 373 amino acids. The transcript has 6 exons. NCBI's taxonomy places the organism in Eukaryota, Bigyra, Opalinata, Blastocystidae. Gene Ontology annotation, cellular component: cytoplasm.